AUGUCCACCGCCGCCAAACUAACCCUAGCCUCCACGACCCUCGCCACGGUUGGCAUUGUGUUGUUCGUGCAUCGCCAGCAGAAGCUCGAUCAAGCUGCUAUGCACGCCGGCGUCAUUCGCGACAUGGAGCAACAGAGGGUGAAAAAGGAGAGAAUGGUGGAUUUCGAAAUGCAGAGGCAGUUGGAAGAGCAGUAUCGGAAGUUGCAGACUGUUAGUGAUAGUACGGAUGGGCAGGUUAGGGCCAAGUGA
Zasmidium cellare ATCC 36951 is the source of this 249-nucleotide messenger RNA. RefSeq lists its product as uncharacterized. The transcript is spliced from 2 exons. The record is from RefSeq and is a predicted model, not a curated record. Gene Ontology annotation, biological process: mitochondrial respiratory chain complex IV assembly. Lineage: Eukaryota; Fungi; Ascomycota; Dothideomycetes; Mycosphaerellales; Mycosphaerellaceae. Gene Ontology annotation, cellular component: mitochondrion. Bases 1 to 249 code for a protein of 82 amino acids.